AUGACGCCUGCAAGGCUGGAUCGUUGCCAGUACACCACGGAGCACUUCGCAGCAUCCUUGGAAGAUGUGCUGAGAACAUAUAAGCAUCAGAUUACGGUGCUAUUUUUGUCUGCGUUCUUGGUCUGGCGAUGGGGUCUUCAUGGAUUUGGUACACACUUGUCGGUGGCACUAGCACUUAUCUUGCUUGUUUUCAACGCAUAUCUUGGUGCUCGCACCUGGGCCGAUCUACAUUUUCAGAACGAAAUGUACCUGAAGUAUCACAUAAUAUAUAUGCGGAUCUUAUUACAGCGAAAUGUGUCCCACACUCGCCCCGUCGUUGGUGACGGCGAAAAAUUCCGGCGGAACACGCCUAGUCCUGUAUGGAUUGAGAGGAAUCCGUAUUGUGGUGAACAAGAAGGUGGUGGAGUUGUAAAAUGA
This is a messenger RNA of Ostertagia ostertagi, 417 nucleotides long. NCBI's taxonomy places the organism in Eukaryota, Metazoa, Nematoda, Chromadorea, Rhabditida, Trichostrongylidae. The record is from the annotation of a GenBank genome assembly.